UUUCCUGUUUUUAAGAAGCGGGUGGAGGUUUGGUUAAACGAAAGAGAGUUUGAUGAAAGAGAAAAAAUAACUCGUCUUCUCAGUUUCGUGGAAGGUGAUGCUAGAGACGCAAUUGAACAUUGUGAACUGAAAUCAAACGGGUUUAGUCAAGCCAUGAAAAUAUUAGAGUCUCAGUAUGGUCAUCCUUCUAGCGUAGUCAAAGCAUCCCUAAAACGAGUCACGGUGGGUCCUCGCAUUGAAAGGGGAGACAACAACUCUCUCCCUAGGCUCAGAAAUAAUUUACGUUCCUGUUUAGAAGUCUUAAAGGACAAUGAGAAUUACAAACACGAAAUUAAUGCAUCAUCUAACGUUGAAAGAGUUGUUGAUCGUUUGCCAAUGCACAUGCAGAUAGAGUGGGUAAAGAAACUUCCGAAAAUUCGUGAUGAGACCAAAUUGCACCCCACAUUACAGCAUGUUCUAGAGCUAGUAGAAAGACAACUCAGAAUCAUGAACGAUCCCCAAUAUGGACACAUUUUGACUACAAAGAGGAAACCAAUUGACCCCAAGAACAGGCUACCGAAACCAUCACCUAAACCACCACUUCAGAAUCAGAUCUCGACGUUGACAACAAACCUCGAAAACUCCGGCCUUUGUCCGUGUUGCAAGGGUAAACACUCACUCACAAACUGUGACUCCUUUGUUAAGAAAACACCUGAAGAGCGAUGGGAAAUCGUAAAGAAUUUAAAACUUUGCCAUUUAUGCCUAGCGUCGGGACACAUGAAGGCCCAGUGUAUAUCAACCACCAUUUGUAAAUGUAAAGCUACCUACAAGCAUCACCCACUCCUUCAUCGAAGAAUUUCGCCACCAAAGGAUAACUCUAAAUUCCAGUCUAAUGAUCGUGAAUCCUCCAAUACCACUCAAAGACAACCAGAGAAAGACAAAGAGAAACCAGAAAGGGCAGCUGGAUCUGAACCACCCAAAUCCAAAUUUGGAAAGGACAGUCAACAAGAUUCGAUGGCAUCUUAUACGACAAUGACGCAAGGAAAGGAAAAUCACGUACUUUUACACGUUGUACCUGUUAAAGUGUUAACGAAGGAUGGAAACUCGGUCACGACAUAUGGACUACUUGACAAUGCAAGCCGUGGAACUAUAGUUGAUGCGAAAUUGGCAGAGAAACUGAACGUGAAAGGAACUAAACAGUCAAUCGCCGUUACAACAGUGCUUGGAACACAGGAAUGCGAAUUUGAAUCAGUGUCCCUUUUGCUUCAGGCUGCAGAAGCCGCAGAUUCUGACCCAAUAUUGGAAGUGAGCGAAGGACUAGUGAAGGAGCUUGAUAUGAAUGAAAGAAUUCUCCCAAAUGAGAUUGACUGUCAAGGAUAUGAGCAUUUGGCUGAUAUAACGAUGCCUGAAGUCGAACUUAAGCGUAUUUCUAUAAUCAUCGGGGAAGAUGUAAAGGGAGCACAUAUUGUGCGCGAAGUUAGGGUAUCCGAAACCUCGGAAUGUGAGCUGUAUGCAACCAGAACAGCGCUUGGUUGGACUGUUGCUGGUAGUGUGAAUACGACUAACGCUGGUCAGAAAGAGUUAUCAGUGAACUUUCUUGAUACCACCAAUCAGAUGCUCAAUCGACAAGUAGAGAAAUUUUGGGAAAUCGAAACAUCAGGAUUGAGGGAGAACGAUUUGAGGAAGGCUGCAUCAGUUGAAGAUCGUCGAGCCGAGAAUAUUCUUCAAAGAAGCACAAAACUUAUAGACGGACAUUAUGAAACAGAAUUAUUGUGGAAGGACGAUUGUCCUCAAUUGCCCAAUAACAGAAUGGUGGCAGAGAAACGGCUGAAAUCUUUAAAGAAGAAAUUGCUAUUAAAGUAGCUAAGAGUUCAAUGUCUUUGCUUUCACGUGGAGGCUUUAAAUUGACCAAAUUCAUGUCCAACAGUCGGAGAGUUCUUGAAGCAGUGCCUGUUGAAAGGAGAGCCUUGCCCGACCUAGAUCUAAGUCUUGACCAACUUCCUAUUGAACGCACGCUGGGUGUCCACUGGAACGUCGAAGAUGAUGCCUUUUGUUUCAAGAUAAAACCUUGUGACAAACCAAAUACCAUGCGAGGUGUGCUUUCAUGUGUUUCCUCCUUUUAUGAUCCAAUGGGAUUUGCUGCACCAGUUCUUUUACCUGCCAAGCAAAUUCUCCAAGUGUGUUGGAGGAGGAAGAUGAAAUGGGAGGAUUUCCUGGAGAACGAUCUACUGAAAUCAUGGAUUAAUUGGAAAUCACUUUUACCAUUGAUGACUCAGAUAAGCAUCCCUCGUUGUUUCUACCGACUUCCAGAUCAUGACGAUGCUGUUGUCGAGUUACACCAUUUUUGUGACGCCUCAGAGAUUGGAUACGGUACCGUGUCGUACCUACGCAUCAUCUACAGCGACGGAACUAUUAACUGUUCGUUUGUCAUGGGAAAGUCGAGAAAUGCUCCCAUUCGGUCACCCACGAUUCCAAGACUCGAAUUGCAAAGUGCAUUAUUAGCUGUACGAAUGAAUAAGAUGAUUAAAGAUGAGCUCGAUAUAACCAUACAUGAAACGUACUUUUGGACGGACAGUAUGAUAGUAUUGUCGUAUAUUCGCAACACGACGAAACGAUUUCAAACAUACGUAGCUAACCGAGUAAACGAAAUUCGGGAAUCAACUGAUCCGAGUCAAUGGCAGCACUGUCCAGGAAGUUUGAAUCCUGCGGACGAUUGUUCUCGCGGUUUGGACCCUCAGCAAUACAUAGAACAAGAGCGAUGGCUAAGAGGUCCAGAGUUCCUUUCGAACCCCAGAGAUACAUGGCCCAAUGAGCCAAUUCAAGAGAUACCCGACAGCGAACUGGAAAUCAAAAGGAAGAAAACGACUUGUGCGACUCGCCUCCAGACGACUGUAAGCCCUCUGCUCUAUGAACUCCUCGAAAGAUACUCGGACUGGUCGAAACUACUUAAAUAUGUGGCUUGGCUAUGCAAGUACAAAGCUUGGUUGAAAAAUGGUAAACGUUUAGAAUGCAAUACUUUAACCGUGGAUGACCUGACUUUAGCUAAACGAACGAUUGUUUCACUUGUUCAACACCAGUCGUUUCCGGAAGAAUUGCAAGAUCUUAAAAGAAAGGAUAAAACCGCUCAACGUGUGAAGAAAUCGAGUUCGAUUGUGAAGCUUAAGCCCAUGCUAGGCGAGAACGGACUCCUAAGGGUCUCUGGUAGAAUAUCAGAAGCACCAAGCACGUUUGACAGUAAACAUCAGAUGAUUUUACCGCAGAAUCACCAUGUUACAACCUUGAUAAUUCGUUUUAAUCACCAACAACUUGGACACUGCGGACAAGAGCAGUUGUUAUCUCGACUUCGAGAAGAAUUUUGGAUCGUUAAGGGCAGAGCGACUAUUAAACGAGUGAUCAGCAAAUGCAUACCGUGUAGGAAAAGAUACUCUGUACGGAUGACCCAAGAAAUGGCAGAGUUACCUAAGGUUCGCCUUACUCCUUUCGAACCUCCCUUUACAAACACGGGCAUUGACUUUUUCGGACCACUUAUGGUAAAACACGGACGGGGUUCUGCCAAGCGUUAUGGAUGUAUAUUUGUAUGUAUGGCCUCGAGAGCCAUACAUCUAGAACUAGCCCAGUCUCUGGAAACCGAUGAUUUCAUCAUGGUGUUACGAAGAUUCUUAAACAUUCGGGGUGGCGUUAAACAACUGCGUUCAGAUAACGGUACAAAUUUCGUGGGCGCAGAGCGCGAGUUACGUGAAGCUUUAGAAAGGUGGAAUCAAAAUCAGAUUGAAGAGCAUUUAAGACAAACCGGAGUAGAAUGGAUUUUCCACCCGCCAUUAGCGUCCCAUAUGUCGGGAGUGUGGGAGAGACUGAUUCGUGGUGUUAAACAAUCGUUGAAGGCUAUCCUAGGAAAGACAUUAGUUAAAGAAGAAGUCUUGAGAACGGUGUUAUCAGAAGCCCAAGGGAUUGCCAAUUCCAGACCUCUGUGCCCGAACUCGGACGAUCCUCGGGACAUGGAGCCGUUAACUCCGAAUCAUCUGUUACUUCAAAGACCAGCGAUUACUCUACCUCCUGGAAAAUUUGACGAUGCUGAUUUGUAUAGCAGAAAGAGUUGGAGACAAUCACAAAUUUUGAGCGAUCAUUUUUGGAAACGGUGGUUACAUGAGUAUCUACCAACUUUACAACAAAGACAAAAAUGGCUUACACCACAACGAAAUUUAGCAGUUGGUGAUCUUGUACUCCUAGUAGACGAGAAACUUCAACGAGGACAUUGGCUACUUGGAAGAGUGACGAAGGUGUUUCCUGGAAAGGAUGGUCUUGUCAGAGUCGCCGAAGUGAAAACGAAAAACAAUGUUUUGAAACGUCCAAUUCAGAAGUUGUGCUUCCUGGAGGCUGACGAAUAAAGGUGGUAAAUGAGCUAACGUGAUACGCUCAUUGGGGGGCCGGGAUGUUACGGACGCUACUAUAAUUAAUCUAAUUAUUUCGCGCCGUUUGUUGACAUUAGCAUAAUUAAUUUAGGGCCAGUCUUCGCGAGCGAGGCUUUUUGGAAAACUAUUGAUAUUCGUGAUAGAUAUACAAACGUAAUCUGCUUUAAAAUCGCCAUAAGAUGUAAGUAUUUCUUUCAUUUUGACUUUGAAACACUUGAACUUGUUGUUAAUGAACGUUAUUUGUAAUUCUAUGUAGCAAACCUUUGUUUACGACCGAUAUUAGUCGAAAUACGGACAGAAUCGAGGACAGAAUGAUGCAUGGAUAUUUGAUAUGUACAAGAUAUUUGUCAUGAUGUACUGCUUAGAAUAAACUAAAUUUGAGAGUAAAUAAAGUGUAAUGACGUGGUGAUUAUUAUUUGAUAUAUAAACGACAUUCGGUUGGGUUCGUUCCCAACACCCGCUGUCAUAUGAUUACUGCCAGGGACCAGGGACCCAGGUACGAUUGCUGCCAGGGUCCUACAAUAUAGUUGCAUUUUUGCAGCUGUUCCUGGUUAGGUCAAAAAAUGUAUGUAAAUUUCCACUCGACAAUUACAUCCGCAUGUACUUGAAACCAGACUUCUAUAGCUUCCAAACAUUGUUUUACAUUGCUUUCAAUUUGUAGUAUUCAGUGCGUAGCAAGCUCGAUAAUUUGGGGGGGGGCAGAUAUUCAUAUAUUCGUGUUCACAGACCAUAAAAACAAUCGAUUUCUAAAGAAAUUAAAAACGCAGAACACGAAUAUAUGAAUAUCUCCCCCCCCAAUUAUCGAGCUUGCUACGGCACUGGUAGUAUUCCUUUCGUUUACCAACCGCUAAACCAACGGUCGAAUUUAGAUUUAAGCAAUUUAGCUCAUCACUCGUUUGCAAAAUUCAAAGACAUCAAUUCUUUUAAUAGGUAUAGGGUAAUUGCUACCCCGUAGAUUGUUACUCUCCCAUGGAGAGUAAAUUUUAACAUUAACUCAGGAGUAAAUUGUACCCUUUGAAGUUUUCUGUGUAGUUUAAUUUGGAUCGCUUUCCUUAUACAGUUGCAUCGAUUGAUGGCAUGCUUGCCCAAAUUAAAGAACAAGCUAAAACACGUUGGAAAUAUGCAGAUUUCGAUCAAGAUGGAAACUUAUCACUGGAAGAAUUAGCAGCAUUUGAAAACCCUGAAGACUAUGAGAAAAUGAAAGAUUACAAUGUGGAAGCAACAUUCCAAGCCCUAGAUGCAGACAAGGAUGGCAAGGUUUCCUUGAAUGAAUAUCUUGGUAAGUAACCCGCCAGUCCCGCCUCCCCCAUGCUUUCGAGCUUUUGGGUGAUAUUUCAGGGGGGAUAAGACAGAACGAUCCAGUGGCGAAACAGGAAUGUCUGCUGAUAUCUUUCAAAUCUUGCCGCAGGGAAUUUCUGUGAUCACAGUAGGAAUUUUGCUUAGGUAAAUUCUACAUUUUGAAGGAUAUGAUUUGCCAGUUAGCGUCGAAGCCGAAGCCUGAGGUUGGAAACUGACAGCUUCAUGUGUACAUUAGUAGAGUUACCUUUCUAUUAAGUGACAAGAAAUUGUUUCAUUUCUUGAGGUUCGGAUGCGUCAACAAACGUGGCUGCUGACGAAGUAGAUUUCAGAGAACGAUAUUUCAAACAGUUGAAAGAUCGAGAUCAGGAUGGUUACAUGAAUAUGGUAUAUGAGCAAUUUAAACUUUGCCAUCAACAAUACACACUUAAUUAGUUCGAGCACACAGGAGACGAUUAGCGUUCGUAGAUCGUAGCAGACGGGGAGGGAGGUGGUCAGAGGUUGGUGAGUGCAGCACGAGUCCACCUUCAUCAUGUGAGAAUUUAUCAUAUGAGAAAAAUGUUAAACACAUACUAACUUAUUAAUACAACAAAUUCGCGACACAUGUUGAACCCCAACCCUAAUCUACCCCCGACUGUAACCUCUUAUACCCUAACCCCUGACCCUAAUCUAAACUCGAUGACCAUUUUGUCUAUAUCCUACCCCGUAUUGUAUUAAUAAAUUCGGACGUUUUUUAAUUAAUUCACAUUAAUUCAAAGAUGGAGCUCAUGUUGGUGAGUGUGCACGUGCCUGUAUAACAUGCCAUGCAUGCAGGGUGGAUUUAAUCACGUUAGAUAUCGAUACUUAAAAUGUUCUCAAAAUGGUCUGCUAGAAAUGAAGGUCUUGCCAAAAGUUUGAAUACAAGUUCAAAUAGUUCACUAUUUUGCAAAAUCCCGGUACCGAUCGCGACUUUCCCAACAAGUUUUGAUAUUACAUUCAACUGGGUCAGGUCAAUUUGGUCUGCUCAAUCUAAGGCCAGGGAAACGUAUAACUUUUCAUGUGCCGAACCGUAAUGCAAAUGAAGUGAAACAAAGAACUUAGCUCAUUAACAUUAGGUGCGGCACAUGAAAAGUUCGACGUUUGACCCUGGCCUAUGGCCCGUUUACAUGAGACCGGAACAAAGUCAAACUGGGUCCAUUUCGUUUCAGUCAUAGUAUUAUUUAUAACUAUAGAUUUACAAGAGACCGGGGCGAAAAUAACUCAGACCGGUCUCAAGUGAUUCCGCUUACUAAAAACGAUGAUUCCGCAUACUGUAAACGUGUUGACAAUUUCAAUUUUCAUUCCAGUUUAACUUCGUCCCGGUCUCGUGUAAACGGGGCCUAAUAGUGAAUUUAAAUUCGAGUAACUUCACCCGCCAUCGUCUCCACACUUGGAUAUUACCGUAUCGUUCCUGCAUGUUUGCAGGCUGAAGUAAAGAAAUGGCUUUAUCGUUCUUAUCCAUCCCGUAUUGAGAUAGAAACAAAUGGCUUUAUGCAACAAAUGGAUAGAAAUAAGGUGAACAUUUACAUUUUUUCUGUGUCUGUCAGCGCCAUUUAUGGAUUUGGUCGGAAAAAGAAACGUCUGAAAGCCUGUUUAAUCCAAACUCUUACAAUGGUAUUAGAAAUUCCAAACUCAAGCUCCAGUGAUGUAUAAGAAUCAUGGGUGGAUCAGGAGGCAUGCAUCUCCUGGCUACGUUGACGCUGUGCUGGAUAGCUUUCCAUAGCGACGUAUAAAAACACCUUUAGGAACCGGUAGAUUAUUCAUGCGAUGUUGUUUCGCUCAGCUUCUGAAAGUUGCACAUUCCGUAUGGAAUAGGUGCUUUUUCGCACCUCUACAGAAAGCUAUCUGGUAUAGGGUAUAUAUAAACGAAGCCUAUAAUACAGCAUUUCUGCAUGGCAUUGCGAGGCGAGGUUUGCACUGACACCCAUUGCCAGAUAGAUAUAAGUAAUUUAUAGGUAGAUAAUUGUUUUAGAUCAACUGAAACGGAGAUAGUUGUAUGACAUCAACCCUCCCAUUUUGUAGGAUGUGUACACGUACAUUUUUCUUCUUCUAAUUUUCAAUUAUUCUUGUAGGAUGGAAUCUUGAACCAAAACGAGAUAUUAAAUAAUUGGGAUCAAUUCAACAAAAACUAUCCUGAUCUACAGAGCGUUUUGUUGGAACAUGAUGAAUUAUAA
Paramuricea clavata is the source of this 7876-nucleotide messenger RNA. The record is from the annotation of a GenBank genome assembly. Lineage: Eukaryota; Metazoa; Cnidaria; Anthozoa; Malacalcyonacea; Plexauridae.